CAAGCGAACAGAGGCAUCCUAGCACGCAGUGCACACGCACAUGAUCCGCAAGUUCGUCGUUUGUAGUGGGCACCACGCUCGUUUAAUAUCUUUUCUUUCUCUUCUUCUUCGUGUUUUUUAUUUUGUGUGUGUGUAUGUGUGUGUAUAUGUGUGAUAUAGCAGUAGUUGACGACAAUUGCCUUCGGCGAGGCCGUUCAGGUGAACAGGUGCACAUAACAUCAUCGGACCUUCGGGGUGUCAAGCCAAUAGAGCUCGGGGUAAACAAUAGAUUGUGAGGGGGUUGCGCAUACGGACAGACAAGGGUGCGCAUAUCCAAUUCGCGAAUAUACGCCGAAACUCUUUUAUGCAGUGCGGACAGUUUAGUUAACGAACACAGUGGCUGCCGCACAUCUUCAGGAGGUUCGCUCACCGGCGAAUCUACGGACAUGUGUUGUUAGCUCCUUACCCCUGUUUACUCAGAUAAGAAACAUGUCUUCAAAAAGAAAGUCUCCGCCAACUAAACUACAAGAAGGCACCUCCGCGGAAGCACCUCCAUUGAUCCAACCGAACUUGGGCAGCGGCAGCGACGGUGGGGGACUAACAGACCUCGACGAAACGAGCAGCAACAACCUGAGUGACAUCUGCGAAGAAGACACCAACACGACCAUGGUGAACACAUCUUCGACCUUUUAUAAGUUAUCGGAAUCGUCCUCACCGAGUGGAUGCGGAAGUGAACUCGACGAACCGCUCGACGAGGAUCACAUCCCGUCAAAAACCGCGAAAAUUUCGUCAGGUGACGGGACUCACGCGAUGAUGACAUCGGUGUCGCCAUGCAUAUCGGCUCUGUCUCUUCACAACGAGGAGGUGGAGAGGCGGAGGAAUUCAUCGGAGUGUAGUUCGCCCAGUUCGGACAUUAAAAGUAAUUUUCACUAUAAUAAUAAUAACAAUAGUUUAAUGAAUAACAAUAGUUCCUUACAUCCGUUGAAACGGUCUAUGGACGAUGUGCUCAAAAGGCUCACGUCGAAGAUCAGUAAUAGUUCGGUAAGGGAGGAGAGAAGGCCUACGCCAUCGUCGACGCCUAACUCCCAUAACUCUGACGUUGAACCAACUUCAGCCGCAAUCCAACAAGCUCUCUCCGGUGAUAAUUUAAUGGAAAAAGACCGUAAACUAUCAGAACUGAUCGUGCAGCUUCAAAUGGCCCGCGAGCAGCUACUCAUCCAGCAACAGCAACAGCAGCAACAGUUCCAGCAACAACAGGAAGCCAACAAGUCGGCCAGUAUCCCAUCCCAACUUAGCGAGACCCAGAAACAGCUGGAGUCCCAGAGGAGACAACAGGAGCAACUUUUGCACCAUCAACAGAAACUCCAAGAGCUCCAAGGACAGAUUUCGGCACAGUAUCCAGGUGGUGGAGCUGUUGGUCCUCAGGGGCUAAUGUUUCACAGUUUCCUGGAACAACUCUCUAGGGGGCUUCAUAAUUCUUCUGCUCAACCUUUAGUCGCUAAGAGUCCCUUAACAAAUCAUAUGCUACCACCGCACCAAGUCCCCAACUGGAUCUCAGCAGCAACAUCAGCCGCUCACUUAGCACAAAUUCAGCAGCAACACCAUCAACAGCAACAACACCUUAAUUCACAGUCAUUAAACAACACCUCCGAACGUCACACCCCACCACAAAACAACCCCUCACCACCACCACCUCCGCCAUCUGAUCCAGACGCACCAUUAAAUCUAUCCAAGCCAAAAUCCUCAAUGACCAAUGCUGGAUCGGGAGGAGGAGGAGGAGGAGGAGGAUCGAGUCCUCAAGCCCCUCCAGCCACGUCCAGUAGCCAUCAACACCGCCAAAGCCUCAACGAUCAGCCAGUAGCGGCAACCGUUCCCAGGUUGUUGCCUCCCAACUUGAUGAUGCCAAAUAGAGCGUUCCUGAAUUACGCCGGGUUGCCCCCUACGUUUCCGGUUCCUCCUGGGAUGGAUGGCAGGAUGAAAGGGAACGAAGUGCGGCAACAGAAUAUGGAUAAACAGCCUCACUUUCCACCUUUGCAUAUGUACGCGAUGCCAGCCCCACCUAAUUUGGGCGGCAGGCCUAAGGAAGGAGAGGGAAUUAAGGAAGAGACUGAUUUUCUUAAUGCUUGUCAAUUAUGGGGUGCACCAGAUCCAAAUUAUAACGAGAACUCGGACAAGGCCAAGAUAAUCAGGCAGCAAUCGUCGAAACGGGAAAGCGAAAAUAAGCCACACAUUAAAAGGCCGAUGAACGCUUUUAUGGUGUGGGCCAAGGACGAGCGGCGAAAAAUUUUAAAAGCCUGCCCUGAUAUGCACAAUUCGAAUAUUUCAAAAAUUUUGGGAGCCAGGUGGAAGGCGAUGUCCAACUCUGAAAAGCAACCUUACUACGAGGAACAGUCGAGGCUGUCCAAAUUGCAUAUGGAAAAACAUCCCGAUUAUAGAUAUCGUCCAAGACCAAAACGCACCUGCAUAGUAGACGGCAAAAAGAUGCGCAUCUCAGAGUACAAAAUGUUAAUGCGUCAACGACGCCAAGAGAUGCGUCAGCUAUGGUGCAGAGACAGCGCCGAUAUGAACUUUAGCAUCUCCUCGUCGGAGCUGACCUCAUCUGCACCGAGUUCAGCAUCUGGCCGACCCUCGAUGACUCCACCCCUGAUGAUGAACGGAGCGGGUCCCAGCUCGGAUAGGGGAUACUUUUACCCUCAAGACAGUCCGUCUCCUGACGCUUUAAAUUUUUCCCAUGACAGAAGCGCCUACGAUUCGACUAGUCCAAGGCACGAUGACGAAUGAGCCUGGCCUAAUGGGGAAGUUACUUUCCCGGGAUGGUUUUAAAUUUGUUAAUUUUGAUUAUUGAUUUUGGUUGAUUGAACUGAGUAGAUGGGUUUAAAAAGCUUUGAAUUUAAUAUCUUAAGAAAAAAUUACUUGCGUUUAAAAAAGUUCUUGUGGUAGUCUGUCUGGGAACUUUGAUGUUUCGUGGAACUAAAAACCUCUUUAUAGUAUUUUUAGAAGGAAGGUCGAGCAUAUUAAAAAUUAGUAAGAGAGGAAAGGAAGAUAUUAUUAACAUAAUGAUCCUGUAGCUUCUCAGGUCAUUGCUGCAGUCAGCAACUUCGAGGGCUUGUGAUGACUUAAUCUGAAAUAAUAGAUAAUGGCUUUAGAGUAUUACAGCGUUGAAAGUUCUGAUUAGUUUCUGGGUCGAAAGAAUAGUUUUCAAGGCUGGAUUCUAGAUUAGCCUCUUUGAAGAAAAACAAGAAAGUAAUAGGAAAGUUUUGUAGAAAUUUUAUGAAAGAUCUUCUCAGUUGGCUGUUUUAUAUUUGGAGGCCCUACAAGAAUAAAUUUUUUGGAUUGCGGAAGGUUCAAAUGUAUAGUAUAAGGUCCAGGAUUUUAAAAAUAAGUUUUCCUUUCUUCACUAUGGUUCUUUGUGAAGAUUCACAAUCUUUUUAUGACUGCAAAAAACCGAUCCUUAGUUUUUCUGACGUCAGGAUCUGACGAGCUUUUGCGGACUUCUAUUGGAGUAAAAAAUUGCGUUAAAAGUUUUGGCUAGUUUCUGAGCUAAAAGGAUAAUUUUUUGAGGCUGUAUUUUGAAUUAGACAUUUUUCUAAAGAAAGAAAUGGGUUUUCAAGUCAAAUAUUGACUCUGAAAGUGUUCUUGUGACAACUUAGAUUUUAACUUCUGCAACACACGUCCCAUGAUUUUUUCAAUAGCUGUCAAGAUACUGUUCGGGCUCAUUACUGACCUGAUGGCUAAAGAGUUUGAGACCCUGGGUGAUUGCUGGAUUGAAUAAAGGAUUAAUGAAUCCAUCCUUACAAGACGGAUUCGGGAUAAGGUCUUUUUCUGACACUUUUUGGAAUAGGGGAGAGAAAUUCUCUGAUUUGACGGUUGAGGACUGAGAGUUUGGACAAUUGAAGGUCCAGGACGAAUUUUCUUGAAGUGGAAAAUAUUGGACGGAAGUUCUUUAGAAAAAAAGGUUGGGGAUCAUCAGAGGGGAAUUUCCAUGAAGAUCUUGGAAUGGGUUUCGAUCUGCAAUGUCAUAAAGGCUAAUUUCAUGCUGGUUACAUCCUCAGUAGAUGUAUUAUGUUUAGUUUACAUUUCGGAGUUAAAAAUGCAUAUUUUACUUCUAUGCAAGGUAGCUUUAGAUAAAAAUGUUGUCUUUUUAUAGUCUUAAUAUUUAUUUAAAACUAAAUAUUAUAUACUGCUUAAACAUUAGCUUCUUUGAACAUUUUGACACAUAAAACUAUAAAUUUUAGCCUUGAGAAAUAUGUUUUUAAACCCAUCUACAAAUUUAAAACACAGGGCAAGAGAAUAUAAAAAACCAGAGCGAAAACAAAAAGCCAAAAGACUUUUGUAUAUAUUGUAAAUAGAUUUUAGUGUUAUAUAUGUAUUGUUACAUAGUCAUAUCCAAUAUAGUCACGAGUUAUUUAUUUGUUUUUAUUACGUUUUAGUUGUUGUAAAUUAACUAAAUCUUAGGCUUGUCAUGCUCUCUCUUUUGUUAUUAUUUUUGUAACUCUAUCUACGUAUCUUUUUUUGAAAGAUUACUAUUAUUAUUGUACAAUGUUGUAAAUUGUAAAAAAAAAUUUAGUUUUGACAGUAUUUAUUAAAAAAUAUGUAGGGGGUUAUUAAGGUACUUAAAAAAUAUUUCUUUAAACAAGAAUUAUUGUGCAAUGUAAAUUGUUAAUGUUUGUAUGUUUUAAUAUAUAGUAUAAAGCCAGUAAUGUUAGGUUCAUAUAGCUCAUCUAUUUAUUUCAGCGAUUUUUUUGUAUAGACAUCACAUUAGUUUAUUUUUAAAUAAUUUAAUUGUUUUCUUUUUUUGCAAUUAUGUAAAUAGGUAUUACAUAAUGGACCCAGUGGCAGCUUCUAGUUAUUUUUCUUUAAUCAUUAAAAAAAGUAUUACAGGCAAUUAUGUAUAUUCCAAAUACAUUUUAUUUGAAAUUAUUAUAAAAUGGACUAUAAACCUAAUAAAAAAUUAAUUAACUUUUUCCUUUAUUAGUACAUCAGCAAGCUUUAAAUGAAUGUAAAGAGGUAAACUAAUUAUUAGACAUAUUAUAAAUUGUGAUACCUGAUAUUUUAUUAAUUAGGUAUACCGUGUAUAGUUAGCAUGUAUCUAAUAAUAAUUUAAUAUUGGUUCUCGAACGGUUGUUGUUUUGGUAUCGAUGAUUUUGAGCAGCAUAAGUGUAUAAGCAUUUAAAGUAUUCCUUAUAAUGCUAAAUAUAGGGCUAGUGAAUAUUAUGAAAAAAGGGCCUUGCCAAAAAAUUUAAAUACCUUAAUAAUAGUUAUGAUUUGUCAUGCACGUUAUUAUUUAAAACGGUAUUUAAAUUUCUUUAUAUAUGCCUGAUAAACUGUAAUUUUUCCCAAAAAAUAUUUAAUGAAACUAGCAGAAGUAUAUGGAUUUCUGAAACUGAACUUUAGGAUAUAGAUUCAUUGUUCUUUCUUGUGCCAAAAUAAAUUGAAAUAAAGGAUGGAAAAUGUA
This is a messenger RNA of Anthonomus grandis grandis, 5434 nucleotides long. RefSeq names its product transcription factor SOX-5-like. Gene Ontology annotation, biological process: regulation of transcription by RNA polymerase II; cell fate commitment. Gene Ontology annotation, cellular component: nucleus. The transcript is spliced from 7 exons. Gene Ontology annotation, molecular function: DNA-binding transcription factor activity, RNA polymerase II-specific; RNA polymerase II cis-regulatory region sequence-specific DNA binding. The record is from RefSeq and is a predicted model, not a curated record. Lineage: Eukaryota; Metazoa; Arthropoda; Insecta; Coleoptera; Curculionidae. The coding region runs from base 469 to 2760 and encodes 763 amino acids.